AUGGACAUCGUUAGCAUUAUUGAAAGGGUCAUUUCAUUGGGUCAGCAAGUUGCUGAGCGUUUGGAAGCGCAUAAAGAGGCUGUCGAGAGUCUCUCGAAGUUGGAAAAAAUUUUGAUAGUGCUCAAAGAUAUGUUCAAAAAAAUGACUGACGCCAAUGUUGAUAAAGCCUAUAUUAUCAAUAUCAAGGAUACUCUUGAACGAACCCAGAAGGUUUAUGUGAAGUGCGUUGGGGACCUUACCAUAAAAGAAAAUAAGUCUUUCUCUGGAAAGUUCAAGAAAGUCGUUGGAAUUUAUAAAGCCCCCAAUAUUCUAGCUGACAUCCAAAAGACCAUCAUAGACGUUGAAAGAGAUCUUAGCAUCACAGAUAAGGCUUUGAGUAUCUAUCAACGUAGUCAGACUGCAUCCACAUCAACAAUCGUUUCAACAACUACGUCAACUAUUACUUCAACAUCCUCUUCUACAAACAUCAUAAGUUCGGAAUUGAAAGAUGCCCUUGCCAAUACGAUUGAAGAAUUAGUGACAAGGCUUAAAAGCGACUGUCAGCAGCUUCAAGAAAAACUUGAACGUUGUACACUUUCCACUGAACCUUUUUUUUUUGAAGGCUUAGGAAGAGAUAAUCCCGAGGCAAUUUCAUUUUGGAAGGAACGUUUCAGAUCUGCUGAGCUCUGCAUAUCAUCUGUUGCCCCAUACGAAAAUAUGUACGUCUCAUGGGCUCGGUUUAUUCACGAACUCGAGGUAACCUUUCAGCUGAGGAACAUUCCAACUGCAACCAAGGAGAAAUACUUCGGCUCCAUAGAUGACAUACGCCGAUAUGGUAACCGAUAUUAUAUCGAUUCAACUGAAACGCGCAAUCUUAAAGACAUUCGACCGCUUUGGAUUCCAUCCUUGCGAAAAGCAUUGGAUCCGCUCCAUAAAGGCUACAUUAAACCACAUGAUUACUUAAAUUUCCUUGGUGAAGAUUCGUUAUCCAACAAGUUGAGGCAAGUCGUUCUCGAUAGCUGUGGAUACGGUAUUUUUGUGGAAUGUCAGCGAACAUCUAGUGAUAUUUCUCUUCCUAAAGAAAUAGAGAGUCCUGCCCACAGUGUUGGUUGGAUGUCUGCCUGUCAAAUCGUUUCGGUGCCAACAUCGACGGAACUUGGCAUUUUCAUAUACGAUAAGAGCUCUGAGCAACAUUUUAGCAACCUUAUUGAAAACAUCAUCUAUCCUAAAAAUGAUAUCUGGGUGUAUGUUCGCUACCUCCAAACUGGCCAAAUUGAAAAAAAACUUAUCUCAAAGAACGUACGAAUGCUUGGUGGGCUUCGUACUGGAAUCUCUAUUUCUAUCUUGGAAAACUUGGAAAAUGGUUCAAGUGCAUGGAGUGAGAACCUUUCAAUUGUGGAGCUUAAAGCUUGUGCUGGUGGUCGAUAUAUUGUGACCGCUGGAUCAGGAGACAAAGCUAUUGUGUUUAAGACAAAGCAGCAAACUGACUUUAAUGGUCGUGCUAUACAGAGUGAUCAACUCGAUGCCUUGACCGAUCUUCCAGAAUGUAAUUAUUGCAUUUUGGGACCCUCGACAGUUUUUACUCAGGAACCUAAAGUUGGUGAGAAAAUCCAGAUCCACGUGGACGGGUCAUGGUUUGAUGUCAAAGUUACCGAGGUCAAUGGUGAUUAUGUAAAGCAUGUUGCUUGGUCUCAUACUCCCCCAAACAGCCCAACAGAAGACACUGAAAAAUAUGAAGAUACUGAAAACGGUGAAGAUGAAAAAGGUGAUGAUACUAAAGAUGAUGAUUCUGAAGGUGGUAGCCUUGGCGGCUUCACAGAAGACCAAUUACUCGAACAAGAAAAAAGUCCAGAAAAACUUUGGUGUCCAUGGUCGAAAGGAAUUACGAGUUGGGAUAUCAGGCCUUAUCGCUGCCUUCACGUUGGUGAUCUUGUUGAAGCACCCGUCACAUACCCAGAUUAUCUCUUCCGUUACCAUGGCCUCGAAGAAUCGCAGCUUUAUCUCCCAGCUCGCAUUAUGGAUGUUCAGGAUGAUCAGUAUCUAAUCAAGUUCAGCCCUGCUGUCAGCGCUUACGCUUGGUGGCCUGGUCGCACUUCAAGUGACGAAUUUCCACGCGAACCAGGUUCUAAGGAGACUGUUAAGAAUCCAUUUGAUGGCAUACAGGUUAUCAUGAGUAUGGAUCGGGUUCGUCCUUACGCUGUUGAUCCAAACCCUGUUUUGGGUACGCAGUCAAUAAGACCACAUAGCUGGUCAGCGUUUCAGGGAGUCCAAUUCGCAGACUUACAACAAAUCGAUGACGAUAUUUUGUGGAAAUAA
Molecule: messenger RNA, 2295 nt
Organism: Funneliformis geosporum
Lineage: Eukaryota; Fungi; Glomeromycota; Glomeromycetes; Glomerales; Glomeraceae
Source: the annotation of a GenBank genome assembly